AUGACCAACAACAUGACAGACAACUGCUUUGAAGACUUCAAACAUGUGGACAGAGUGAUGAAAGUUUUGGAGCUGGUCUUCUAUAUUCCUAUUUUUGUCGUCGGUCUGAUUCUCAAUAUUGCAGCGCUGGUGGUGUUCUGCGGCCUUCUGCGAAAAAAGACUGAAUCUACUAUCUACAUGAUAAACUUGGCUUUGAUGGACUUGAUUCUCCUGUUGCCGCUUCCCUUCAAAAUGCAUGCCACUAAUCACAAGUGGCCCGCCAACUUCCACGGACUGUGUUCACUUUUGGAAGGGUUUUAUUUUUAUGGGAUAUAUGGAAGCAUAUACAUCAUUAUGUGUAUAGCUGUAGAUAGAUGGGUGGCUAUCUGUCACCCGUUUAAAGCCAAGCAGCUGCGUUCACCCAAGGUAGCUAUGGCAACUUGUGUGGUCGUGUGGAUGCUGGUGUCUGCAUCAGUCAUUCCAGUGAUCUGGAACUUCAGGGAUAGCAAGAACGGCACAUUUCAUUGUUUCCACGAGUUUUCAAACGAAGGAUGGAAACCUCCGAUCAUCAUCAGUGUGCAGGUGUUUGGGUUCAUUGUGCCUGCACUGGUGGUGGUUUUCUGUUCAGUUCAGAUCAUCUGGACACUUCAGCAGUCUGGCCAGCACAGCCCACAGAGCCGGGCCUGUGUGAAGAUCAUCUACAGCGGGCUGUGCGCAUUCCUGGUGCCUUUCACUCCGAGCCACCUGGCCAUCUUCCUGCAAUUUCUGGUGCAUCAAGGAGCAUUUCAGGACUGUAGCACCAAGGCCAAUCUCAGCCUGUUCAUACAGAUUGCUAUGUGCCUGUCAAACAUCACCUGCUGUCUGGAUGCCAUGUGCUACUACUUUAUUGCCCAUGAAGUGAGGAACACGAGACACAGCUUCAGGAUGUCAAUAAUGAGCCAAAGAAGACCCACCAACAGCACUUCUGAACGGGAGAGAGGCGAGUCAAGUUGAGACAAAAACUGUCCCUAGAGGAUCACUGAUGUUAUAUUAAUAUAACAAAACUAAGGCUAAAGCCUUAUUUUGUAUCAGAGCAGUACAGCUGGAGACAAGUCAAUAGUGGACCCAGUAGCUGAUAAGCACAGUGUCACGCACUAAAAGUAAUUAACCUGCUCGUAAGGAAGCAGGUCAGAGUGUAAUCUAAAUUAACCACACAGCUGAAUGCAAGGCUGUAUGAUCUGAUCCAGCAGCAGGAAGCCAGUAGGCACCUCUCUAACCUCAAAGCGCUCUAAUGCGUUAAAUGAAGGCUGCAAAACAACCCAUGAACUAAAAAGCCACAGUCUGACAUGCUUUAAAAAAUCAUUAAAAGCAUGAAAAGGUCACUCAAACCUGCAAACCAACAAUAAGUGAGAAAGUGACAGGGACAGGCAGCAUGACUCAUUUUAAAGAACUAAAAAUUGAUACUGGCGGGCAGUUCAAAAACGUCUUUGUGAUAUUAUCUAGGACUGAAAUCAAACAUGCACAAAGAGGGCUCUUAUUAGUCAGAAUUCUUAUCAAAGACCAAAUCCACUAUGGUAGAUUAAUUGUUUCAGACUAAACAAAUUUAACAGAUGCAUAAUUAUUUUUUUCAUUCAAAAAAGUUAAAUAACUGUAAUAAUAAGCAUAUUUU
Molecule: messenger RNA, 1627 nt
Organism: Pelmatolapia mariae (spotted tilapia)
Lineage: Eukaryota; Metazoa; Chordata; Actinopteri; Cichliformes; Cichlidae
Product: G-protein coupled receptor 55
Exons: 2
Coding region: 1-972 (323 amino acids)
Biological process (GO): positive regulation of Rho protein signal transduction; phospholipase C-activating G protein-coupled receptor signaling pathway
Cellular component (GO): plasma membrane
Molecular function (GO): G protein-coupled receptor activity
Source: RefSeq, a predicted model, not a curated record